This is a messenger RNA of Kwoniella botswanensis, 1836 nucleotides long. RefSeq lists its product as uncharacterized. The record is from RefSeq and is a predicted model, not a curated record. The transcript is spliced from 3 exons. The coding region runs from base 1 to 1836 and encodes 611 amino acids. NCBI's taxonomy places the organism in Eukaryota, Fungi, Basidiomycota, Tremellomycetes, Tremellales, Cryptococcaceae.
AUGGCAACUACAGCUAUGAUCACCUCUUACCCAUCAAUGGUUAUCGACAACCUUGAUGAUCCUACGCCCCCUGGAGCUUACAUCUUUUCUUCUCCUUCUGCUAAUCAACAAGAACCUUUAUCACUCACUUCCGAAACCGCUAUCAACAUCAACACUCCUUUUCAACAACCCUCCUUUUCACUCUCAACCCAAUUAGAUUCACUUCCCACUCAGUCCGUGACUAGUUAUACCGUCUCAUCAUCGACCUACAGAGUAUCAAGAUUACCUCCUCAACCUACUAUACCUCACGCUGGACCAUCGAGACAACCUCAGAGAUACUUGUUCUUCGCAGUCAGAAGAGGUCGCAAGGCUGGUGUUUAUACUGUCUGGCACGAGGUUGAAAGGCAGAUUGAGGACUACCCAGAUCCUGUCUUUCGAACCUUUUCAACCAAGUUAGCGGCAGAAGCAUUUGUUCGAGGGUGGGAUGGCGCAGGCAGACAUUCAUUACCCCAAUCAACACCCAGACCACUUCGAGAACAUCUCGCCAUGUCGUUUCCAGGCUCAGUGAACAUAUCUACAUCCCCUGGCAAGAGACAGUCGUAUCAUUCUCGACUCCUUACAGCCCCAUGCUCAUCCUCAAAUGAUUUCGCUCCUUCACCUCUCGAUACUACUCGCCCACCACUAAAUUCUCGUCACUCGUAUCACCGACAUAGCAUGGUGAAAGUAUCCAGUCCACUGCGUUGUCAGGUAGACGAAGAAGAAGAAUUGAUUGAAUCCGCCGGAUCACGAUUGCCUCCGUUGAGGAAAGCUGCAAGUUUCAUCGGUGCUGGAGGUUUACUCAGUCCACCUCAGAGUCCAGAGAAAGCGCAGGGAAAGAAUUUAUCAGUUAUGGAAAGGGAGAGACCUACGAGAUCGAGGAGUGGAGAAGGAGCACCAUGGUCAUCACGCAAUCAUCGAGAUUUCUCUUCGGGUUCAAAUGGAGGUUUGGGACUUGUCGCUCGACCACUCUCACCACCUCAGACACCAAGUGAUAAACGAGCUACCAUCCAUGGCGGAUCCGUCUCUCGACCUACCGCCACCCGUACGCCUAGUGGACUUUGGGCUGAUGCAAUGGUACCUCGACCUAGUCCAAGCGGUUCUAAAACCGGAUCAGCCGGUCAACUUGAAUUCUCGGAUCCUACAGCUCCCAAGUUCUCCAGGUCAGGAUUGAAGAAAAAUGGAAUCAUCAUGCCUGUUGCUGCUCCACCUGGAGCUCAACGUAAAAAUUCCUCUCAAUCACUUCGGUCGAAAGCGAGUCUAGGCAGUUUGAGAGGCAGUGGACUCGCCAGUAAUAACUCGUCUUCAUCUUCUGUCAACUCAUAUGAUAGACGACGAUCAUCUGUUUCCACUUCAUCCAUCGGCUAUGGCCACGCACAAGAUCGACUAGCCUCGUUGGCUGAAACUUCAAAGAUGGAGUUACAGCUUAAUGAAGAUGGGUUAUUAGCACUUUCACCUCCCAGACCGGCUUUCAUGAUGCGUCGAUCGUCCUCCGCUUCCAGUGUCGCUUCCAACGAAUCUACUUCUUCCAUGGGAUCCAUGACCUCUUCAUCAUCUACCAAUCAAACUUCUUCGUUGGACUCUUGCGAACCGAUCUUAGAGGAGGAUCAAGAUGAUGAGCAUAUACAGAUCAUAGGGGAAGAAAGGGAUAUGGUGAUUAGUUGUACAAAAUCCGAUGGUGAUGCUGAUGGAAGUUCGAAUGGGGAUAUGGAUUCAAUGAAAGGGGAUAAAAAGUUGAAGAGUGGUGGAGGGAUGUUCAAGAGGUUGGCUAAGGCUUUGAAAUUGGAGAAGAAGCAGAGCGCGAGGAGGGGAAGUUUGUAA